AUGUUCCAGAUCCGCGUCGAGGCCGCCGACGACGCCGUCCACACAGUGCACGAGAGCGCGUCGUUCCUCACUGGUAACCCACAGGUGCGCGUCGUCACGGGCAAACUGCGGUUCUACCGCGCAGACGAGACCAGCGCAAGUCAAAGUAACGCGAGUCGAAGUAACGCGAGUAGCACUUUGCUGCCUUUGCUGCCACUGCCGCUUGAACGCAGUGCAUUAGUGUGCGUUGUGACAGUGCCGUCGCACAUGUCGCCCGUGGAGAUUCUCGAGUUCCUGUCGGGUUUUCGAGACGACAUUGCGCUUGUGCGGAUCCUCAAAGACUCGGAACGGAGCAAUUGUAUGGUACUCGUGCAGUUCCAGACACAAGAGCGAGCGGACCAGUUCUUUCUGGACCAUACGGGCAGGUACUUUAACUCGAUCGAGCAGGAACGGUGCAAGAUUGUGUUUGUGCGCAGCAUCGAGUUUGAUGUCGUAGCUGGCGAAGACCAACUGACUUGCGAGGACGCACUCGAAGAGAAAAAGGUCGAUGAAGAAAAGGUUGUUGCUAGUGGAUUCGUGAGCUCGCGGUCAGAGACGAGAACGAGUAGAGCGCAGAUGCGGAAGCUGUUCCCGCUGCCCCCAGCUGGAAUGACCGAGAUCCCGACGUGUGCGGUCUGUCUAGAUCGACUCGAUGCUUCGGCAUCGGGUAUUCUGACGACGCUGUGCAACCACUCUUUCCACUGUGACUGCCUCUUCCGGUGGGAAGGAUCGAGCUGUCCAGUUUGUCGAUAUAGCCAUGGCGACAUUGGGUCGUCGUGUGAGGUGUGCGGCACAGCGGAGCACCUCUGGAUCUGUCUGAUCUGCGGCCAUGUUGGCUGUGGACGCUACUCGGGUGAGCACGCCAAAGAGCACUAUCAGGACACGCUGCAUACGUACUCGUUAGAGUUGGAGACUCAGCGCGUAUGGGACUACGCCGGUGACGGAUACGUUCAUCGACUGAUCUUGAACAAGCAGGACGGCAAGUUUGUAGAGUUCCCAAGUCCAAACAAUCGAAGCAGCGAGCGAUCGCAGCAUCCUCCGACUACAUCUGCAGAGGAAGAAGAAGGCGAACAUCGGAAGCUCGAAAAACUUGCAGUCGAGUACAACUUUCUUCUCAAGAGUCAAUUGGAGGAGCAGCGUCUCUAUUACGAACGACUGCUUGCACGAGGUGAGGAAGGCGAGAGCCGGCAGCUGCUGACUGCACACGAGCACGAACGCAAGCAGCUCAAGAAAGCGAAUACGACGCUAGCUGAAAAGACCAAAAAGCUCGAGGAGGAGUUGGCGUUUGUAAGGGAGCUGAACAAGUCACUGAUUGAGAACCAGAAGCAGUGGAAGGAGCGUGUACGUCUGCUAGAGGAGCACAACACACGAGCUGAGCAGGAGACAACGUUGCGGAUUGGUGACUUGGAGGGCCAGGUCCGCGAUCUCAUGUUCUACCUCGACACGCAGAACAAGGUCGAGCAGAGUGCACACCGAGAUGAUAUUGUGGGAGGUACGGUUGAGAUCGAAUCCAGGACGGUAGCUAGCGAGAAAAGUGCGGUAACUUCGUCGACAAGACGAAAGAGCAAAGGUAGGAAACGAUAG
Molecule: messenger RNA, 1602 nt
Organism: Hyaloperonospora brassicae
Lineage: Eukaryota; Oomycota; Peronosporomycetes; Peronosporales; Peronosporaceae
Source: the annotation of a GenBank genome assembly